Pieris brassicae (large cabbage white) is the source of this 2467-nucleotide messenger RNA. RefSeq lists its product as uncharacterized. Gene Ontology annotation, molecular function: nucleic acid binding; RNA-DNA hybrid ribonuclease activity. The record is from RefSeq and is a predicted model, not a curated record. The coding region runs from base 1 to 2367 and encodes 788 amino acids. The transcript has 2 exons. NCBI's taxonomy places the organism in Eukaryota, Metazoa, Arthropoda, Insecta, Lepidoptera, Pieridae.
AUGAGUAUACAAUCUAGAAGAAAUACUAGUCCUGGUUUAGAUGAUUUUCCAUAUUUAUUAAUAAAACAUCUAUCUGAAUCUGUACAAAAGCUAUUUUUGAAUGUUCUUAAUAAUCUAUGGCAUAAAAAACUCAUACCAAGUUCAUGGCAAACUCAAUGUGUAAUACCUAUAUUAAAACCAGAUAAGUCACCUGAACAGAUCAGUUCUUAUCGUCCAAUCUCGUUAUCAUCAUGUAUUGGAAAAAUAUUUGAAAAUAUGGUGAAAUCUCGACUUGACUGGUAUGCAGAAUCCAAUAAUGUCAUUCCACACAUUCAAUAUGGAUUUCGCAGAGGAAGAAGUUGUGUUGAUAGCUUCAUUUCUCUCAUAUCUGAUCUGAAAAAUGCAAAAAACAAUAAAUUACACACAGUUUGUGUAUUUCUAGAUGUGCAAGGUGCAUUUGACAGUGUGGAUCCUGGCAUACUGGUGAAGGUACUCAGUAAUUCUGGUAUACCUGGACAAUUAUGUAAAUGGAUUUAUGAUUUCCUCAAUAACAGAAUACUAUAUGUUAGGCAUAACAAUAUCUUAUAUGGACCUAGAACUGCAUCAAAAGGUACUAUACAAGGUGCCACAUUAUCACCCUUGUUGUAUAAUUUGUAUACUUGUGAGAUAUGUAAAUAUGUUAAUACUAAAAAUGUAAAUAUACUUCAAUUUGCAGAUGAUUUAGUGUUGUAUAGUUCAGAUGUAAAUUUAACAGUAGCCAUUGAAAAUGUUAACACUGCCUUAAGACAGUUAAAUAAUUAUUAUCAACACACAUUAAAAUUGAAAAUAAAUGCUGGCAAAAGUAAUUUAAUGCUAUUUGGAAAGGACACACCAGUAGUGGAUGUUGUCUAUAAUGGUGAUGUCAUUCAAAGAGUCACCUCACACAAAUUUUUAGGUAUUAUCAUUGACCAGAAAUUGUCAUUUGAAGAACAUAUUAAAUAUGUAUCUAGAAAUGCAUUAAAUGGUGUUAACAUUUUAAGAUGUCUAGCAGGUGUUACAUGGGGUGCAGAUCCCAAAAUACUUUCAUUAUUAUAUAAAUCUAUUAACAGAGCUUUGAGGAUCAUAUCAGGAGCAAUGUGUUCGACUCCCAUAAGGGCCAUGGAAGUCGAAACAAAUAUUAUGCCAUUGAUAUUGAGACGACUUAUGCUUGCAGAAAGAUACUGCCUGAAACUAUUAUCAUCAAAUAAUAUCCAAAUUAUAAAUAGGAUAAUACCUCACCCAAUCAAUAUAGAUGGUCCACUCACUUCACCAAAUGAUCUCCUGAGAGGUACAUCUCCAACUCUGUGCCAGAUCUUCUUAGAAAUACAAUCUCAUUAUUCGAACAUCAAAAAACUUUCACACUGGUCGUGUUACACUCAUUCAUACAGUUGUAUCACUCAUCCUAUUACGAUUUUAUCCAAUUUAAUCGAAAAUAAUUCAGAUUUACUGGCUUUUAUAGAAGAAAAUAACAAGUAUUAUACAAUCUACACUGAUGGCAGUAAAGGCAAUGAUUUUGUGAGAAGUGCGGUAUAUGAUUCUCAAAAAGAUGUUGCUCAAAGCUUUGCUCUCGAUAAAAAGUGCUCCAUAUUUACAGCAGAGGCAUAUGCAGUUUUUGCCGCUUUAAAAUCUAUAAUUUCUAUAAAUAAUUGUAAAUAUUUUCUAAUUUUGACAGACUCUUUGAGUCUUUUAAAUAGCCUUAAGCAUUCUAAUAUUAAUAAUUUUAAAACUAAUUAUAUUAUUUAUUUAAUUAAAGAUACUGUCUUACGGUUGCAUAAAAAAGAUAUAACUGUUGCCUUUAUGUGGGUACCCUCACAUAAAGGUAUUACUGGUAACGAAAAAGCAGACAAAGCUGCAUAUGAAGGGAUUAACACUCUUAAUGUCAGAAAUGUGGUACAGGUUCCUAUGACUGAUUAUUAUUAUUAUAUCAAUAACUCGAUAAAAAUUUUAUGGACAGCAUUAUGGGAAGAAGAUCAAAAAUUGAAAGGAAAAUGGUAUGGUAGUAUACAGGAAAAUUUACAUAUAAGACCCUGGUAUGAUGAGUUGAAUACUAGCUGUAUCGUGAGUCGUGAGUUCGUUACCACAAUCAACAGAUUGCGCUUUGGGCAUAACACUGCACCCGCGCACCUCGCUAAACUUAAUAUUAUAACUAACAAUAUUUGCUCUUUCUGUAAUAAUAACGAGAUCGCAGAUAUCAACCAUAUCUUUUUUAAAUGCCAAAACCAAAUAUUCAUUUUUAAUAGACUAAUAUUGGCAAGUGAAAUAAUGGAAAUUAGUGAUCCCUCCCGCCGCCAGUUGUGUGAUUUGCUCAAAAACAAAAAGUGUUAUAGUGCAUUAUAUAAAUACAUCAAAAAUACCGUGGGGAAGAUUUAAGAAAACAAGUGAAACGAUAGAAUAACAUGUGAAUUAGUGACCGUAAAUAAGACUUGGCUUAAAGGUCUCGUUACCAGGCCAUAAAAUUAUUAAAAAAAAA